AGCUAAAAUAUCAGCUCUUUGGGUGUAGAACCAUCUCUCCAAGAAUGUGUCUAAUGCUUCCCUUUCUUUCUUGGCACAGAUGCCUGGGCGGCUGCAGACAGCUUUGAAGGUUUUAGGCACCAGCCUGUUUGCUGUGCUGGUGUUGGGGGGCAUCCUUGCUGCUUAUGUGACUGGCUACCAGUUCAUCCACACGGACCAGCACCAUCUCUCUUUUGGACUAUAUGGAGCCAUCCUGGGCUUACAUUUGGUGACCCAGAGCUUAUUUGCCUUUCUGGAGCACAGAAGGAUGCGUGGGGGUGGUGGUCAGGGUCCAACAGGAACCUCAUCAGUAGCUCUGUGCAUUGCAGCUUAUCAGGAGGACCCGGAGUAUUUGCGAAAGUGCCUGCGGUCAGUUAGAAGACUCUCCUACCCUCAUCUGCGAGUGGUGAUGGUGGUGGAUGGAAAUUCAGAAGAUGACAGAUACAUGAUGGAGAUAUUCCGAGAGGUCAUGGGUUCAGAGGGUACAGGUUGCUACAUCUGGGAUACCAACUACCAUGAAAAGGAAGAAGGAGGUCAGGAAGGCGAGAAGGGGGUGCAGGAGCUGGUGAAGAACUUUCCCUACACUUGCAUUAUGCAGAAGUGGGGAGGAAAGAGAGAAGUGAUGUACACGGCCUUCCGAGCUCUUGGAGACUUUGUGGAUUACGUGCAGGUCUGUGAUUCUGACACCGUGCUGGACCCGGCCUGCACUGCCGAAAUGCUACGUGUCCUAGAAGAAGACCUAAACGUAGGUGGAGUUGGUGGAGACGUGCAGAUCCUGAAUAAAUAUGACUCCUGGAUCUCGUUCUUGAGCAGCGUGCGUUACUGGAUGGCUUUUAACGUGGAGCGAGCCUGCCAGUCAUACUUUGGCUGCGUACAGUGCAUCAGCGGCCCACUUGGAAUGUACCGCAACAGCCUUCUACAGUACUUUUUGGAAGACUGGUACCACCAGACCUUCCUGGGUCAGAAGUGCAGCUUUGGAGAUGACCGGCACCUCACAAACCGGGUCCUGAGCAUGGGAUACCAGACUAAAUACACUGCAAGAUCCCGGUGCCUUACAGAGACUCCCACAAAGUACCUGCGCUGGUUAAACCAGCAGACACGAUGGAGUAAGUCAUAUUUUCGUGAGUGGUUGUACAAUGCUCUCUGGUUCCACAAGCACCACCUCUGGAUGACAUAUGAAUCUGUGGUCACGGGCUUUUUUCCUUUCUUCUUGGUAGCCACGGUUGUGCAGCUAUUUUACCGUGGCCGUGUUUGGAACAUACUCCUUUUUUUGCUGACUGUUCAGCUCGUCGGCAUUGUGAAGGCUACUUAUGCCUGUUUCCUGCGAGGAAAUGCUGAAAUGAUCUUUAUGUCGCUUUAUUCGCUCCUCUACAUGACCAGUCUGCUCCCAGCCAAAAUGUUUGCUGUGCUGACCAUUAACAAGUCUGGAUGGGGCACAUCCGGGCGCCGGAGGUUGGUGGUGAAUUUCAUGGGCAUGGUGCCUGUGUCAGUCUGGUUUGGUGUACUAAUGGGUGGACUUGUAUACACGGCCUAUUGCCAAAGCCACGAUCCUUUUACAGAGACAGAGUUGCUAUUUCUGGUGACCGGUGCCAUCUUGUAUGCCUGUUACUGGGUGGCACUGCUGAGUUUAUACUUGGCUCUGGUAGCCCGUCGCUGUGGCAAAAAGCAAGAACUGUACAGUCUGGCACUAGCCGAGGUUUGAAUGCUAGAAAAUUGGUGCUGCAACUUGAAUUGGCACCACUGCAGCAGAGUAUUGGGGGGGAAAUGGCGGCAGUGAAGGUAGCAGGUAACAUGGAUUCAUGACACGCUGAAGGGGUUUUCUUCUAAUUAGGAAGGUAACCCAGGUAGUGAACAUUUUAAGUUUUAGCAUGCAACCGGGGGUAUUUCUCACCAGCGAGGUCUUAUACAUAUUCUAUAAGACUGUACUAUGCAAAUAUAUACCUCAGGCAGGUU
This is a messenger RNA of Spea bombifrons (plains spadefoot toad), 1971 nucleotides long. RefSeq names its product hyaluronan synthase 3 (gene HAS3). NCBI's taxonomy places the organism in Eukaryota, Metazoa, Chordata, Amphibia, Anura, Pelobatidae. Gene Ontology annotation, molecular function: hyaluronan synthase activity. Gene Ontology annotation, biological process: extracellular matrix assembly; hyaluronan biosynthetic process. Bases 80 to 1720 code for a protein of 546 amino acids. The record is from RefSeq and is a predicted model, not a curated record. The transcript is spliced from 3 exons.